Molecule: messenger RNA, 600 nt
Organism: Prorocentrum cordatum
Lineage: Eukaryota; Dinophyceae; Prorocentrales; Prorocentraceae
Source: the annotation of a GenBank genome assembly
AUGAUGCUCGCCGCCGCGGGCGCCGCCACCCCGCCCGGGCGACCCGCUGCGCACCGCGGCGCGUUCGGCGAGGUCGGCUGCCUUCGGGUCGGGCAGGCCGCCAAUGCGGUGGCGCUGGCGGGGCACUGCAGGAGCGCCGCCGUUGCGCUUCAGAACCACACGCUCCAUUGCGUGAGGGUGUGGAAUGUGGAGGAAGCGGCGCUCGCUGCCAGGAAGGCGGGGGCUCCCCACGACGCUCCAGUCCACUGCGCCGAGUUCUCGCCCGACGGAGCGCGCGUCAUCUUCGGCUCCGCGGAUGGGACCGUGAGCACGUGGAACUUCCAGACAGGCGAGCAGGAGGUGCGGCUCGGAGGGCACCAGGGCGCAGUUCUCGGAAUCCGCGCAGGGGCGCUGCUGGACACCGCCACCUUCUGCGCCGUCUCGUGUGGCCGCGACGGCACUCUGCGGCUCUGGCGCCUCCCCGCCGGGGCCGAGGCGCGCGCGGCCCCGGCGUCCCCGGCGCAGGACCUGCGCGCCGCCCUGCACGCCUCGGGGGCCCUCAACCGGCAGCUGCGCCGGCGGCUGGCGGAGGCCGAGGGGUGCGGCCCAGAGUUCGCCUCG